GAAGCGAGCGGCGCCUGCGCGCCCGGCGGUGGGCGGGGUUAGGGGCGGGGCCUGGCCGUCACGCGCAGCCCCGCCCCCGCGGCCUCGUCGCUCCCGCCGAGGCGGCCACGCUGCUCGUCCGCCGUUCCCGGGUGGAGGCCCCGGCCGCGCCCAGCUCUCCGGCGGCGAUGGCGGACCCCGGCAAGCAGGACAUCGCGACCAUCUUCAGGCGCCUCCGCUCGGUGCCCACCAACAAGGUGUGUUUUGAUUGUGGUGCCAAAAAUCCCAGCUGGGCAAGUAUAACCUAUGGAGUGUUCCUUUGCAUUGAUUGCUCAGGGUCCCACCGGUCCCUUGGUGUUCACUUGAGUUUCAUCCGAUCUACAGAGUUGGAUUCUAACUGGUCGUGGUUUCAGUUGCGAUGCAUGCAAGUUGGAGGAAACGCCAAUGCAUCUUCCUUUUUUCAUCAACAUGGGUGUGCCACCAAUGACACCAAUGCCAAGUACAACAGUCGCGCUGCUCAGCUCUAUAGGGAGAAAAUCAGAUCACUCGCUUCCCAAGCAACACGGAAGCACGGCACUGACCUGUGGCUUGAGAGUUGUGUGGUUCCACCUUCGUCCCCUCCACCAAAGGAGGAAGAUUUUUUUGCCUCUCAUGUUUCUCCUGAGGCGAGUGACGCAGCGUGGGCAUCAGCAAUAGCAGAACCAGCUUCCUUGACAUCAAGGCCUGCGGAAACCACUUCAGAAAAUAACGAAGGUGGACAAGAACAAGGACCAAGUGUGGAAGGUCUUAAUGUACCAACAAAGGCUACUUUAGAGGUUUCCUCUAUCAUAAAAAAGAAACCAAAUCAAGCUAAAAAAGGCCUUGGGGCCAAAAAAGGAAGUUUGGGAGCUCAGAAACUGGCAAAUACAUGCUUUAAUGAAAUUGAAAAACAAGCUCAAGCUGUGGAUAAAAUGAAGCAGCAGGAAGACCUGGCCAAGGCAGCACCUAAAGAAGAAUCAAUUGUUUCGUCACUACGGUUAGCCUAUAAGGAUCUUGAAAUUCAGAUGAAGAAAGACGAAAAGAUGAACAUGAGUGGCAAAACACACGUUGACUCAGACAGACUUGGCAUGGGGUUUGGAAACUGCAGAAGUGGUAUUUCACAUUCAGUGGCUUCAGAUAUGCAGACCAUAGAACAAGAAUCACCCAUCGUGGCAAAACCAAGAAAAAAGUAUAAUGAUGACAGUGAUGAUUCAUAUUUUACUUCCAGCUCAAGGUACUUUGACGAACCAGCGGAGUUAAGGAGCAGUUCUUUCUCUAGCUGGGAUGACAAUUCAGAUUCCUACUGGAAAAAAGAGACCAGCAAAGAUACUGAAACCAUUCUGAAGACCACAGGCUAUUCAGAGAGACCUACUGCUCGCCGCAAGCCAGAUUAUGAGCCAGGUGAAAAUACAGAUGAGGCCCAGAAGAAGUUUGGGAAUGUCAAGGCCAUUUCAUCAGAUAUGUACUUUGGAAGACAAGCCCAGGCUGAUUAUGAGACGAGGGCCCGCCUUGAGAGACUCUCAGCAAGUUCCUCCAUAAGCUCGGCUGAUCUGUUCGAGGAGCAGAGGAAGCAGGCAGCAGGGAACUACAGCCUCUCCAACGUGCUGCCCAACGCCCCCGACAUGGCGCAGUUCAAGCAGGGAGUGAGGUCCGUCGCUGGGAAGCUCUCCGUCUUUGCUAACGGAGUUAUGACUUCCAUUCAGGAUCGCUACGGUUCUUAAUACUGAGGUCGUGAUGUGUAUUUCCCGGAGAAACUCCCCUUUAAAUGAACCAGUGACCACAUCACAGGUGGCGAUGAAGACCAGAUUGUUUUGCUACUUUUUCGUAUGGUAUAUGUUUCUGAUUCUUAGUAUUCCUUUUGAGAAAUUCUGUGUUCUGAUGUAGUAGGAGCUUCACUGUGGUUUCUGUUUCACGUUAGUUCCCACCAUGCCCUCCUUUUGGCAUCUCUGAGUAUGUCCUUGCUUUAUUUUCUUGGAACCUUUGGUUUCAACACUGAGGGCCUGGAGACGUCGGCUCCUCCUGCUCCAUGAACCAGGAGCCUUCAUCCGGGAGAGGAGGAGAGGUGUCCAUGCCACACAUGGGCUCAGGGCUGCCAGAAUCGGCAGACGCGGGGCGGGCCUACAGACACAGCAUUCACACACGCAUGCUUCCUCCAGGAGGGAGCCAGGGGCCAGAACACAAGGCCAGACGUGACUGGUGUCUUAUGGACGGAUUGCUUCUUUUCUGUUUCUACAUGUUAAGAUGACUUCCAAAUAAUAUUUAAAGUCAUCUCUUUGUAAAUUGUUUAUAUGAUCUAUAAAUUUAAAAAUAUUUUUCAGUGAGUGCUUUUAACAAACGUAAGCUUCCACAUUGCCAAGGGAAUUGAUGUUACCUUGUGACAAGGUGUUUGCUGUUUGAAUUGAUGAGAGCUGUAAGAUGAGGACUCCCUAAGGGUAUUUAUAAACCGAUGUGGUAUACAGAAUUAAAAUGGAAUGAGGUAAGAAGAAAGAGCUACAGAAAACAGUGCAGCCUAUGGCAGAAUAAUCGCUGUAAUUGGGUACUUUUGUGAAUAGUUUUAAACCUUGCUUUUCAAAGAUUACAGAAUAUGUAUAAAUGAAUAAAGAAAAAUAAUUUAGCUGUGUUUUAGACAGCAUUAGAAUAUAUUGUUCAGCACAGUAAAAUAUAUUUGAAAUUUGAUAAGCCAAACAUGUGGUUUUGAUUGAAUAUUUUGUGAAUCUUUCUUAAAAGCUCAAAUUUGUAGACUUCUAAGUAUAAUAAACACUUGCAGCAGA
Molecule: messenger RNA, 2768 nt
Organism: Saimiri boliviensis boliviensis (Bolivian squirrel monkey)
Lineage: Eukaryota; Metazoa; Chordata; Mammalia; Primates; Cebidae
Gene: ARFGAP3
Product: ARF GTPase activating protein 3
Biological process (GO): COPI coating of Golgi vesicle
Molecular function (GO): GTPase activator activity
Source: RefSeq, a predicted model, not a curated record